Aegilops tauschii subsp. strangulata is the source of this 525-nucleotide messenger RNA. NCBI's taxonomy places the organism in Eukaryota, Viridiplantae, Streptophyta, Magnoliopsida, Poales, Poaceae. The record is from RefSeq and is a predicted model, not a curated record.
AUGGGGGGAGGCCGCUACUGCAGGCUACGCUCUGCCACACCGGAGUACGACUUGGAAGGUUUCGAGUUCUUCACGAUCAUACUUGAGAAUUCCUCCAAGAGGCAGAGGUUGCAUGACACUUUUAUGAAGAUGCUGGACGGCCAUCGGCCAAAGAAUGUUAAGCUGCGACAGGCCGACAGUGGGCUUCGCAGGCUUUGGGACGUGGAGGUGGUGAUCAGGAACGACCACAUGUACAUGUGUCGUGGCUGUGAGCAGUUCGUCCGUGCCUACGACCGGAGGCACGGGUACUUCCUUGUCUUCAGGUACGACGGCGACGCCAUGCUCACCGUGAAGGUGUUCAACACGACUAUGUGCCGCAUGCGCUACCAGGACGACGACGAUGCUAAUACGAUUUGCCUCUUCUUCCUCUCCAUUUGGCUUUGCAAUCGGAGCAGUGGCAGUGACUCUGGCUACAGCAAAAGCAGCAGCGAGUCUGGCUACAGCGAAAGCAGCAGCGAGGAUGAUCCGGAAUGGAGUGGGGAAUAA